Messenger RNA from Truncatella angustata, 1887 nucleotides. RefSeq names its product aromatic amino acid aminotransferase. Lineage: Eukaryota; Fungi; Ascomycota; Sordariomycetes; Amphisphaeriales; Sporocadaceae. Bases 1 to 1887 code for a protein of 628 amino acids. Gene Ontology annotation, molecular function: transaminase activity; pyridoxal phosphate binding. The record is from RefSeq and is a predicted model, not a curated record. The transcript is spliced from 3 exons. Gene Ontology annotation, biological process: biosynthetic process.
AUGGAGGAACCGCAAUGGAUUGAGGACUUGGCCAGGCGCGAAGAGGCAAAGCCCCUGCCCAAGGACAUGAGCCAUCACUUUUCCGACGUGACCAAGGCUCGCGUCCCAAGUGCCAUGAAGCAGUACUACAAGUACUUCCAAAUCCCAGGCAUCGGCCAGCUUGCAGGAGGUCUUCCCAACACCCGCUUCUUCCCUUUCGACACACUCGAGGCCCAAGCCGCACGACCCGACAGAUGGACGCCGACCCCGAAUCACCCGAAUUCCGACUCGCUCUCGUCGCAACUGGCUUCCGCAUCUCUCUCGGCCUCGAGGACCAAGAAGCAAGAUGACCCCUCGAUCGCAUCCCACAUCACCGUGCCCACGUACGCCCAGACUUCCGAUCCCUUGAAAAAGAUUGACCUGGCCUCGGCGUUGCAGUAUGGCCAGGCCGUCGGCUACCCGCCGCUCGUGUCCUUCCUUCGCCAGUUCGCGCGCGAGAACUUGCACCCCAACGUGCCGUACCGCACUGGUCCCGAUGUUGCGCUGACGGUCGGUGCGACGGAUGCCAUGUCAAAGACGCUCGACCUGUUCACGAACAUCUGGGUCGAGGGCAAGAACGACAUCCGUGAGCGACCGGGUAUGCUGAGCGAGGUGUUCAUGUACCCCAGCGUCUUGAGUCAGGCUUCUCCGAGAGGCGUCCAGGCCGUGCCCGUCGAGAUGGACGACGGCGGCAUGGCCGUCGAUGGCCCUGGCGGGCUAGAGGAUGUCCUGGCCAACUGGGACCCGUCCAAGGGAAAGAGGCCGCAUCUGAUGUACACGGUGACGAUGGGCCACAACCCCACGAGCGGUGUAUUGUCACUCGAGCGUCGUAAGGAGAUCUACGCCGUCUGUAGCAAGUAUGAUGUUGUCAUCAUCGAGGACGACCCAUACUGGUACCUUCAAUACCCUUCCGCCGCCGUCGAGGAGGCAAAGGCGCGUGGCUUGCCAAUUCCCAAGCCCCAGGUUGCCAACACUUUGGAAAAGAAGUCCGGAUACCCCUUCCUGGACUCCUUGGCUCCUUCGUUCCUGAAUGUGGACGUUGACGGUCGAGUUGUCCGCCUCGACACUUUCUCCAAGACUGUCGCACCUGGAUGUCGUGUAGGAUAUAUCACAGCAGCGCCCGAGAUCUGCGAGCGGAUCGUGCGCAUCAGCGAGUCCGGCACACAACAGCCUUCCGGUUUCGUCCAGUCCAUGCUCGCCGAGGCACUGAUCGGUCACCAGCCGGAGGCGACAGCACGCUUCAACUCGGCGCGCUCCAAAAACAACUUCUCGGGCUGGCAGGUCGACGGCUGGGUCCGCUGGCUCGCAGGACUCAGAGGCAUGUACGAGCGACGUAUGAACCGGAUGGCCUCCAUCCUGGAAGAAGGCGCCUACCAGCUCAAGCAGAGCCGACCCGUCAAGGACGACGAGGCGGACUGGGGCGUCAUCACCAAGACGCAGCUGUACGACUUCCGGUGGCCCCGCGGUGGUAUGUUCCUUUGGCUCCACAUGCGCUACGAGACGCAUCCACUCUGGAAGGCGGUCGGGUCUGAGGGCAACAUUCUCAAUGGCACCGUGUUCUCGACUGCGCUCAUGAUCUUGCUCACUCGCAAGCCGUACCUGGUGCUCGUCAGCCCCGGAAUGAUGUUCAGCAACACGCCCGAGAUCAGGGAGAAGCGGGGCUGGGCUUAUUUCCGCCUCUGCUUCGCUGCCGAGUCCGAGGAAAACAUCGACCUGUGCUCCGAGAGGUUUGUGGCGGGCGUGCAGAGGUUCUGGCGGAUCAAGGACGUCAAGGAGCUGGAGGAUAUCCUCUCAGGGUUCCCUCACGCCAAUUCCUCGGAAGCUGAUGAUGAUGAGGUGGCAGAUCUGGGAAGCGUGAUGGGCUGUUAG